Molecule: messenger RNA, 3401 nt
Organism: Acanthoscelides obtectus
Lineage: Eukaryota; Metazoa; Arthropoda; Insecta; Coleoptera; Chrysomelidae
Source: the annotation of a GenBank genome assembly
CUGUCAGUUUAACAAAAACAUUUUAAUUUUCUAAUUUCCAAGUUCCUUGUAGUAUAUAAUUCGUCGUAAAUCUAAUUAACGAUGAUUAAGCAACGUCAGAAGUGAGAAAAGUACAUUUUUAUGAUACAUCUUUUCUUACGAUAUCUAAUUUUCAGAAACAGGGUUUAUGAUGUUUCCCACAGUAGACUACAGGAUAAUCUUAGGGGUAAAGAUAAUGCCAGUGAUAGUGGUGGCGAGGAGACCGAAUUAUUUGUGCGAAAUAAAUCCCCAAAGAAAGAUAUACCUACUGUAGAAAAAUUGGUACAAGAUGGAGAUACGUUACAAUCAUUGGCUAUAAGAUAUCAUUGCACGAUUGAAGAGCUGAAGCGCCUAAACAAUAUCCACAAAGAAAAUGAGAUAUUUGCAAGGACAACAAUACGUGUUCCCCAUAGGCCAUUUGCGAUGGCAUUGGCAGGGGUCCACAGUAGCGGCACAACAUCACCAAUUAAAGAUUUGCCUUCCUCUAGUAAAAUAGUGGACAUCACGUCGCUCAACAGUAGACUGAAAGAUAGCAUUUUGAUACCUCAAAAUGGAAAAAACGUCAACGAAAUAAUAUUUAAUAGCAAUAUUGUACAAAAACCUUCUUGUGAGAGGUUGGAAGAAGUUGGUGAAGAAUUGAAUGAAGAAGCGUGUUUAUUGCAGCCUCAAAGAGAAAUGCUUUUGGCAGAACCUGUGGUUUCAAAAUUAAAUUGCAACGGAGCAGACUGCGGAAUAUCGUGGGUGGCACUGAUAAUCUGCAUAGUGAUACUCAUCUUUGCGGUUCCAUUGAUACUCCUAUUUUAUGUAGCGGAACACCAUCAUGACCAUGAUCAUACCCAUUAUCAGAAUCAUGAUCAUAUACCUAUAGGAGGAUCUUGAUACACAGUUUUAUUCUUAUGGGUCUUUGUUUUGUUAUGGAUUACAACAGGUUACUCAAAGUUAAACUGUAUCCAUUGGAUUUGGCCAAGCAUACACGUGUGCGACUUUUACCUAUAGAUAAAACAUCUAUUGCAGGUAUGGCUAACAACGCUGCAAGCAAACUUAAAAAAACUUAUGCAGUUUAUGAUCAUGUAUGAUAAAGAUAUUUCUGUGUAAAAGCAAAAAAUAUUAUACAUUAUUUUGUGGAAUGUAGUGUUACUACAAAUGAGGAAGAGGAAGUUUCUUAUUAUCGAAAAUACAGCUAAUUUGACUUGCAUAUCUUAGUAUAACUGAUAUCUUUCAAAAAUCUUAAAGUAUUAUUUUUAUAACUUGAAAUUUCAGGAAGUUAUAGCAUUUUCAGUGUUGGAUGCUGUAGCCGACCGCCCUCGCCGGUUGAGGUUCGGUCGUGACGUCACAAGGCAUAAGUUCGGCCACAUUCGUCCUUGGUGCUCAGGCUGUCCAGUCGCAAUGUAUUGUAUCUCUACCUUGGCAUAUACUGUUGUGCGAUAUUAUAGAUAUGCAAUAAUUAAAAUGGGAGAAGGUUUUCUGCGUAUUAAUUCCCCUAAGCUUCCAAAGGUGGUUGAAAAUAUUCUAUGCGAAACAUUUAUGCUUUGGCUCGCAUUAACAUUUAUAAUAAUUAAGCCCACACGCGAUCGACGUCACAGUGGUUCAAAAGUCCUAAAGUAUGGUCAAAAUCAGGAAGAUUCACUAAAUUUUUCAAAAAAUCCAUGAAGACUUUUUCCUGGUCGCUCUCAACGAAUAUGAUAUCCAUUUGUCAAAGAUGAGAAUGGCGGAUAUAAUGUGGUAUACAUCUUUGCAAAAAUGUUUUCAGUGUCGCUAAUAGCAAACUUCAUACUGAUUGUUCAAAAAUUGAAAUAGCGGAUCUACGAGUAAUAUAGUGUGUUUGCAAAAAAUGUUUUAAUCGCGUGCGUAUGCCAUAACUGCCAGAGUUGCAGUCAGCUGCAGCCUAAAUUGAAUAUUUCUUAACUGAGUAUCUGAUGAACAUACCACUAUUAAAUAGAGCGGACUCUAAUGGGCUUUUUUUAAACUCUUUUUGAAUUCACUGAUUACGGAAAAAAUAUGAAUUACAUAUUUACUCCGUAAUCCAUUUUGCCGCAUCUCAAUACUGCAGAUCAUUUUAAAACGUGACAAUAUUUCUUUAUACAAUUUUGUUGGACGUUUGGCCAGGUUUUUUGGCUCCCACUGCACGCAUAUUCAUCUCCACAUUGACACAGACAGGGAUAAAUGAGUAUUUCCCCUCCAGCCAUAAUAUCAUAUCAGAGCAAUAAUAAAGUCCAACCCCGUUCUCGUUUACACCAAUUAGGUUAGUUAUCCAUUUUAAUAGGCAUCUACACUAACAUUUAUUUUGAUACUUUCUAUCAUAAUAACUAAAUACCUACUAACAUCAAAAUGAGAUUUGCAGCAGAAUGAUGAUAAUGAUAUUUCCUAUCCAUACCCUACGCCACUUCCUUCUAAUUCUUCUAUGUUUUGGUACAAGUAAAAAUGUUUUACUGUAGCUUAUAUGCCUGUAUUUAUACAGCUAGAUUCAAAACAGUAUUUGUAAAUCAGAGGCCUGACCCAUUUUCCCCCACUUUUACCAUACGUCCUAACAGAGCAAUGAUUAUAAAUGGCGCGAAGUGUGCGCGGCGGGCGCAUCACUUUAUGGUGGCGGUAGUAACUUGUGUGAUGUGACGUCAUCACUCAGUCACGCUCCAGCAAAAUAAUUCUCCAAAUAAGAAACUUCUGGGUCUGGGUAGCGUAACAUUACAAUACAGUGCUGAACUUCACUUUACUUAGACUAUCCGUUUAACUUUGUUUCAAAAAUAGGAAACUUCCUCACUGUACACAUUUUCCUGUUCAGUAAUAAAAAGUAUAAAGUUGGAUGCUAUGUUACAAAAAUAUGGAUUGUUCCCAGAAGUUUGAAAAGUUGUACUUAGAUGGUAUUUCCAUAUGAUAAUUUGUGUAGAAUGAUGUAAAACGAUAGACUUACAAAAGCCUUUAACCUGACCAUAAAAUUAAAUAAUUUAUUAUUUCUUCUUUUACAUUUCGUAUCGUCUAGGGAAAGGCUGCUCAGCUCUUAUUAACAAUCGGGCCAAAAGGAGAAUUCACACAUUUUUAGCGGGUCACUGAAAAUUCCUGUUUUAGUUACUUUUAGAACUUAUGCGAUAGAACAUCCAAUUAUUUAAUUAUUAUUAUGCGAAAUUAAACAAAAGAUCAUGUUAGGUUAAAUAAAGAAAAAAGAAGUAUCUCAAAUCCAAAUCUAAGGUGGGUAAGGUGAUACAAUCAAUGUGAUUUCUGACAUUGCUUAUAUUGUAAUAUUAUAACAUGUGCGGUAUUUAUUUUUUACAUAAUUAAGGUUUGAAAAACUUUUUCACAAACAUAUUAUGUGUUGGUCCGAAACUACAAGAACUGUAACAAGGAAAAAUCAAAUAAAAAAUACUUUAAGCAUAGUAACUACUCAAAAC